Molecule: messenger RNA, 402 nt
Organism: Abrus precatorius (Indian licorice)
Lineage: Eukaryota; Viridiplantae; Streptophyta; Magnoliopsida; Fabales; Fabaceae
Exons: 2
Coding region: 1-402 (133 amino acids)
Source: RefSeq, a predicted model, not a curated record
AUGACCAGUCCCCAGAAUGUUAAGGAGGUCCAAAGACUUGCCGGUCGUAUUACUGCCCUUGCCAAAAUUUUUGCCCAUAAUGGCAGACAGGAAAUCCCUCAACCUAGUAUCGCCAAACAAGAGUGCAUGGACAUAGAAAAUAUGCCUAAAAAUUGGAUGACUCCGAUUAUUCAAUACCUCACCAGCAGCAGCUUACCAAAGGAUCCAGCUUCGGCUAAGAAAAUACGUAUGCAUACAGCUAAGUACCUCCUUCUCGGCAACGAAUUAUACAGAAGAGGAAUUUCAACGCCUAUGCUUAAAUGUCUCAAUGAAGAUCAAGCCAGCUAUGUCAUGAGGGAAAUUCAUGACGGUAUCUGUGGUACCCAUGUGGGUGGACACACCAUGGCCGCUAAGAUACUUUGA